Molecule: messenger RNA, 856 nt
Organism: Acaulospora morrowiae
Lineage: Eukaryota; Fungi; Glomeromycota; Glomeromycetes; Diversisporales; Acaulosporaceae
Source: the annotation of a GenBank genome assembly
AUGGAGGUCCCAAUUAUUGGCCGUCUGAGAAUUUCAGAAUAUCAAGCGUUAAUCAUCGGUUUGAUAUUUUUAUUCUUAGAGAGUUUACUGAGAUUUGCUACCUUUUGGUUACCACGUUCCAUUGAACAGUAUUUCAGAAAUGAAAGUCAAAGAUUAUUUUCGAUGAUUUUUAAAGAUGAACGUACACACCAUGUUAAGUUACUUCAACAUGCAGAAAGCUUUAAAGAAUUGGUAAAAUAUUGGGGAGAUUACCCGGUAGAAGAGCAUAUUGUAAAAACUCAGGAUCAUUAUUUGUUGGGCAUCCAGAGAAUUCCUAAUGGGCGCAACAUCCCGGUAAAUGAAGGCAGCAUUCAAACCAAACCCAAUGAACGGACACGUCGAGAUAAAAUGAGUGGCUUUCGUCACGAAGAUGAUGGGUGGCCACCAACUCAAAAUCCAGAGAACGUUGAAUCUGUAUUUAAACGGUGCGGGGUUCCUUUGUUGGCUAUUCGACAUCACUCUGAAGAUGAAACUUUUACAGGCGAUAGUAACGCUGGAAUGUCGUCGUCUUCGAGAAAUACGAAAACCAGUACAAAAAAGUUUGGACGAUCAAAAUCUGACGGCAGUUCUAAAAAUUCGAGAUCAUUUUCCCCAACCGGUCAUCGCGAAUCAAAAUCUCAGAAGCAGUCUAAAAACACGCGUAGGACAGAAGCACCUAGUUCAAAAUCAGCCACACAACAAAAUGCAGGAUAUACCAAACCUGUAGUGUUAUUAUAUCAUGGAUUAAUGACUUGCAGCGAGAUUUGGGUUUGUAAUUACGAAUACGAGAAUAGGUUAGCUUGUUUGCUGGCUGAUGCUGGGUACGAUGUAUGGUUUG